GUCAAGUGUCACAGCCGUUGCCUGUCUCCUCAGUAUUGUAACUUAAAUCGGUGAUUUAAUUAGGAAUAACGUAUUUUUUUCUAGAAUUUGUGAAACAUUAAGCAAUAAUGACCGACAAGAAAGCAUACCCGGUGACACCUCAUCCACCAACAGGUUUUGUCCCUGCGCCGGCACAGCCUGCUACUUACGGUAGUACACUUGCAGGUGCCGCACCGUAUGGAGUAUUUCCUAAUCAACCACAACUAUAUGCCGCGCAAGGCCCACCACCGCCAACAUAUGAUCAAACUCUUACCCAUCCAAUGAUGUAUCAGCCAAUGUAUGGUCAAGGAUAUCCAGGAUACUUAGCGGGUUAUCCUGCAUAUGGUCCAUUGCAAUAUUAUCCACCAUUAGCUGCAGCUGCUGCAUAUUAUCCCGCAGCGGCAAUGCAACCUCCAGUUAGGCCUCCUACACUCGUAAUGCCUAAUGGGUUCGAUGCUACUAAUCGAUUCGAUAGUAUUUCACAACCUGUCUUGCCACCACCCCCAACAGUUCCAAAUGCCGCCCAAUUAGCUGCAAUGGCAAGUCAUAGCGUGGCUAUAUCGCAAAAGAAGAACUUUCUAGGAGGAGGAACAGAAGGCGGUUACACCUUUUGGUAAACCAUUAAACCUUUUGUGAAACACUAAGUCUAACAAAGGCAUUGUUGUCGAGAUGAUCCAUGUAGGCAAAUCUGAUUUAUGUUAGAGUUCUACUAUUUUCACAUUGGAAGCAGCUAUUAAAUUAGUAUAUCUUAUGCGCGGAUCGAUUGCAAAAGUAGCACUUAUUGAUUCGCAAAAUUUCAAAAUGCUUAGUAUAUUUUUUGUUAUUUCAUUAGUUUGUCACAAAUUAAAUAUGUGACAUAGUUAUUAGUGCACAAUGCAAUUUUCAGAUAUUAGCAAUCGGUCAACGCAUCGAAUAUAUUAUGAGAUUUAAGAAAAAUAUUAAGAAAGGAAGACUCGUGCGAUGCUUAUAUUAAUUAUAUUCGACUAUAUUCAAUUAAUUCAAAAAAAAAUCAGAAUCACAUUUUGUAAAUUGAUGAAAAUGCGUGACAGUAAAGUUGUAGGUCUUUGAUGAUAUGUCGUUGUUUCAUGAUGGUAACGAUCAAGUGAUAAAUCAAUCUCUUGGCGUAUUUGAAGUAAAAUUUAAGAUAAUUAUUUAAAAAAUAAUACAUUUAAUAUAUAUAAUUUUUCAUAAUCACACAAAUUAAGUUCAAAGUAAUUUCAUAACAUCUCGCAAUAUAUUUGAAUAUUAUGAAUGCUAUACAAUUUUUUUCCAAAAACGAUUAAUUUUGUUUAUACAAUAUAAAAAAAUAUCGACUUUUUCAAGUAUAUAUUUUGAUCGAUUUUUCUGCAAUCAACGACUUUUCAAAACGCACGAGAUAUUCCAUUUUUUUUUUUUUUUUUUUUUUUUUUUUUUUUUUUUUUUUUUUUUUUUUUUUUUUUUAAAUAAAAGGAAUAUUGGACGCGAGCGAGAGUAGGGAACACGGUGUUGUUCUUCUUUUUAGAAUUAACGAGUGAAUACGUGCACCAGUGGAUGCGAGUUGUCUCAUUCGCCUACAGGGAUCGAUAUUCAAAGUGUGUUCUAAGCCUUUUUUAAGCGCGACUUGGUUUUCUGCAAGACAGACCGAAGAACAAAAGGGCUACUCGUAUUAUUUUUGUUACUUUCUACAUGACUAUAUAUUUUUUUCGAUAUUUUUUUCCUUUGGAGUCUUUAAUACUCCAACAUUUAAAAAAUCAUCUUGAGUAGCCCUAACGUUUAGAAAAAGAAAAAGGAAAAAAAAAAUAUGUACGUGAUAGGAGCCCGAGGAAUGCGUGAGAGUCAUUCAUAGUUAUGAGGCUAAUUGUUGCGCUUUGUACUUCGAAUUUAGUAAACAACUAGUAGUAGAAAACUUUUAUUAUUCUUUUUUGAUAAAAAUUUUAGUAAAGGUAGUGAGUUGGUAAAAACCUUGAAAAGGUUUUAACAUCGUUAGAAUCAACAUAAUUUUGACGUGUUUUGCGAUUAAAAGUAUAAGCGAUAAUAUUUGAGGCUCGAGUGCCAAACGACAAAAUUAAAAUUAUAAAAUAUAUCGAAGAUUCUCACGUAUUCAACGACUUCGAAGAUACUUACCUAUUCUAUCUAAAAGUACGCACUCUCUUCUUUAAAAUCAAUAGUCUUUCUUCCUAGUUGUUUGAUGUUUCUUUUUUAAACACAGAUUAGCUAGAUCGGCUAACAAAGUUAUUAUUUAAUUGAAAAAAGGCUUGUCCACGGCGUUCGAAUUUCAAUUUAAGCGGGUUAAACUGUGCUUUAAUUGAAAUAGUUGCCAUAUAGUGAAAUUUAUUAAUAAAUAUCUUUUUCUGUCUCUUAAAUAAAAAUAUCUAUAAUAUUCAAAAUGAUCAGUGUGACAUUUAAAAGAAUACGUGAGUAAGAAUACAUCUCUAAUUACAAUAAUAUUCAAAUUUUGGUUCAAAUUCCAGUAAUUAUGUGGAAACUAGAUUCAAUCAAAGCUCAUGAAGGAAACAAAUAGUUGACUCAAUUUCAAAGUACAAAUUGAAUAUCCAUGUAAGUAGAGGGAAAAUUCGCAACGACGGGGUCAAGCUUUAUGUCAGCCAUAUUAGGCGAGUUGCGAUGAUGAUAACGGUAAGCAACGCAGCGAAUUCGUAAUGCCUAUAAUUAAUAUUCAGUGCAAAAUUAUUAACAACUAUACUUUUCUGAAAACGUAAGAUCUAUUUCAAAAAAUAAAGAGACAUACAAAAAAUUUUGAAGAUCAUAAAAAUUAGUUGCACAGCUACGAAAGCGACUGUUUUGCUCCGCGAUCAUAGGCAUAUAGUACAGUGAACCUGCUGAUAGGAUACUUGGAAUGUUCCGUUCUGCAGGUGCACAAUUAAACACGAUAUUAAUUAAGCAAUGAAGAUCGAAGAAACUAAUUUACAAUCGGUGAUAGCUUAGGAUAGGACCAAGAAUCGCAGUUCUAUUUAGAAAUUUUCGAAUGGGUGUUCCGGCAAACUUGACCAGUACCCUUAUAUGUUUCGCAUUGGGCUUUAUCAAGAUAGAUGUUUAAAAAUAUUCAUAUUGUUAAAAAGUAAUUUUUGCUCCUAAUCAGAAGUUAAAAUUAAUUGACGAUAAAUCAAGUCAUGAUUUCUAUUUUGCUCUUUGAAUUAUUAUUUAUAUAAAUCAAGUUUAUUGCGUGAAAGUUGUAAAUUUUACUUGAAAAUGUUAUCCAAUAUUAAAUUUUGUAGUUAAAACGCAGGAACUUCCUAUAAAAUUACUAUUGUUCUUUGUAUUUUGUGAUAUCUGAUUACCUCAAAAUCUAAAACAGAAUAUGUAGGUAUUUGUCUUGUUUUGUACCAUCCUCGAAUUUAAUUCAGUUUCUACGAAAAAAAAAAAAAAAAAAAAAAGAAGAAAAGAUGAUAAUGCGCGAUAAUUGGAAUUUAAAUUUUUAUAAGGCGAAACGCACUGGCCAAAUUUGUUGCCACAGCGCCAUAACUUACAUUCACCUUGUACCUUCAAUUCUUUUUCUACCAGAUGUACCUACAGUUAUUCACAUGUGACAGCGUUUGAUAAAAAAGCGCGUAAUCUCAAUCUUAUUAAAAGAAAAAAAAAUCUAGUCCGAAGAGUCUGACUGAUUGGGAUACAAAAUGUUACAUAGACUUUUUUUCUCAAUCCGUGCGACGCCAGGUGCAAAAUAAUACCACAGCAUUCACUUAUACCUCAGAAAUAUCUGAGAAAUUGACAUUUUUCCAAAAACUCAUGCCAUUCCAUUUGACGAUAUUGAGUCAUAAUCAACACAUAUAUGAGUCGCAUUUAGGAAUUUGAGACGCGUAUUGAAAAAAAAAGAAAAAAAAAAAAAAGAAANAAAAAAGAAAAAAAGAAAAAAAUAAAACGCGAGAAGUUAUUUCGUCACUUGAAAUGUAAUCACUCUCGUCGAAUUUUUUCGAAUUUGCAUAUCAGCAAAAGGCUGUUCACUGCAAAGGGCACUUCGCUCAUACUUACAUUGCGCAAUAAGUGCACCGAGCCACCUCAAUCUUAUGCAGUUAUGACAAGAAUUGAACGUUACAAUGAUCCUUUCAGAAAGAGAAAACGAAAGAAAAAGAUACUAAGCCUAAUAGGGCUAGUUUUAUAGAAACUUGUAUACGUAAAGAAACAAGUGAAUUAUAUGUUGUGUUAAUAUUUAUAUUUAAAUUAUUAUUAUUUAAACGAUUUAUUCGCAAAUUUCUACAGUUUAGAUCAAAAUUUAUGCAACAUAUUUUGAACGAUUAUUUUGUAUCAAGCGAGAGUGGUGGAAAGGUUUUAUAUCAUGAAAAAGUGUGCAAUAAGCGUAAUGUCUAUUGUAACAAUAAAGAAAUGAUAUUAAUUGCAACA
Molecule: messenger RNA, 4353 nt
Organism: Apis laboriosa (Himalayan honeybee)
Lineage: Eukaryota; Metazoa; Arthropoda; Insecta; Hymenoptera; Apidae
Product: DAZ-associated protein 2-like
Exons: 5
Coding region: 108-635 (175 amino acids)
Source: RefSeq, a predicted model, not a curated record